UGGAUGUCUGGUUUUGCAAGACAUCGCUGAACAGCUUGUGGUUUUUGUACAUCUGCGUGGCUGCAGGGCGGAAAAUGAUCGACACCAGUUUCCUGUGGUAUCGAAGGCUCACUUUAAAAGGGGUUCGGUGCCGUGCAUUCGCUCACUUCUUGUCUCACAGCGAUCAUCUCUGCACUGCCAGGCUCCCAUUGGUCCGCAUCAAGAUGAGUCGCUACAUCCUCAUUGCUGUCCUCUUUCUCUCCUUGUGCAGCAUCACUAAGCAAGAAGACUAUCGCCGUCCAACCAAAAUUGUUACAAGCUGCUGCAAGUCCGUUUCUUCUGCUGUUGUCAACUUGGACAUCUUGAGCUAUGAGCACCAGCCUGCCCUGGGCCCCUGCGUUGAGGCCAUUGUGUUUCAAACAAAUAAGGGGAAAGUGUGCUCCAACCCAAAGGCCCGCUGGGUUUCUAAGAAAAUAAAAGAGAUGCAAAAGCCUGCGUGAGAAGUUUCCAGAAAGAGAGCAAAGCGCCAGUUUUUCCCAAGAAAACCUCCCAACCUGCUUCAUCGCUUCUUCAGGAGAAACAAACUGCACUGCAUGUAUGUGGCUUCCGAGAGAAGUCAAGAGCCCGUGAACCGACGGCACACUUUUUAAACUUAGUUUCUUUUCACUGAGCUCUUUGUUGAGAAAUCUGCGCGACACAAGGACCGUAAAUACUUGCUUUCUGGAAAUGGAAAACAAUCGAGUUUCAUUUUACUAUAAUUUGUCAAUCAUUAAAAUUUAGACGUACUGUAUUUUUCAGUACAAAGUAGCAACUGAUCCAUUGUGACACAUAAUCACUUUCUUAUACGUUGAGACUGAAACCAGUGUUUUUAUACAUUUUUCAACUUUUGCACUCAAAACGGAGGAUAUCAGAAAGGGAUCAAAAUCUCAACCAAGUAUGAA
Molecule: messenger RNA, 920 nt
Organism: Scleropages formosus (Asian bonytongue)
Lineage: Eukaryota; Metazoa; Chordata; Actinopteri; Osteoglossiformes; Osteoglossidae
Product: eotaxin-like
Exons: 4
Coding region: 75-479 (134 amino acids)
Biological process (GO): immune response
Cellular component (GO): extracellular region
Molecular function (GO): chemokine activity
Source: RefSeq, a predicted model, not a curated record